Eimeria acervulina is the source of this 591-nucleotide messenger RNA. RefSeq names its product nucleosome assembly domain-containing protein, putative. Lineage: Eukaryota; Apicomplexa; Conoidasida; Eucoccidiorida; Eimeriidae. The transcript has a single exon. The annotation marks the transcript as partial. The record is from RefSeq and is a predicted model, not a curated record.
GUUUUUUCGCCAGAGGCGGAGAAGGUGUUUUCGCCUUUAGAGUUAGUAAAAGAAGUACAUUUUACUCGAGGAGGCCUUGCUGAAGAAGAGAUAAUAGAAGCAACAAAUAUAAAUUGGUUGGAUAAGAAAGAUAAUCCUGUAGCAGUUGCAAGAAGACAAAGACAGCGGGAACAAAGUCGUCAAAGAUUGAGUCAAAAUAAGCUAAGAAAGCAAAGAAAAAAUAAUAAAAAAAAUAAUAAUAAAGAUAAUAAUAUAUCACAAGAAAGAGAAGAAGAUGAUGAAGAAGAUGAUAAUGAUAAUGAUAAUAAUGAAGAUGAAGAUGCAGCAGCAGCAACAGCAGCAGGACCCUGGUCUUUCUUUGAAUGGUUUUCUAAAGAACCCUGGCCUGAGUGCUGGCCGGACGUAGGUGAGGUAAUCCGCAGAGAGAUUUGGCAUUCGCCUGUCGCAUACUUUUUAGGGGAUGCACUUAGCGAUGAAGACGAAGAUGACGACGAAGAAGACGAUGAAGACGAUGAUGAUGAUGAUGAUGAUGAUGAAGAAGAAGAAGAGGGGCUCAGUCAGCAAGAAGCAGACCCGUCCAAUGAUGCAUAA